UACUUAGCUUACAAGAUGUAAAUUGACAUUGAAAUAUAUUUUUGGGAAUGUGCUUUUUGUGUUUCAUACUUGUUUAAAUUGAUAUCCUGAUAAAAGUUUGUCAGAAAUGGAGAAUAAAGACAUUAUAUCUGAUUCAGAUCAAAUUCUAGAUAACAAUUCAACUCCACAGCAGGUUAAAUUUAGUCACAAGCAGUGGAAGGCAUUAUUGAAGAAGCAGAAAAGGAAAAGAAAAAGACAGAAUGAAGCAUUAAUGAGAGAUAAAAAGGAUGAAGAAGAACAAAAGAAAAAAGAAGAAAGUCCAUCUUUCCAGGCAAAAGAAAGACAGAGGAAAGAAAUAGAACAAUUGGAAGAAAAGAGAGAAAAAGCAGAGAAAAUAUACUUCAAUAAACUAUGGAUGGAAAAAGAAAGACUAGCUCUUGAAGAAUUCGAAAGAAAGAAAAAAUGGGAAGAGAAUGAAAAAAUAAGACAAGUGGAAAUGGAGAAAAAGAUCAAAGAGGAAUGGGAAGAAAGGCAGAAAAAAGAAACAGAAGAAAAAGAAAAGGAAGAAAAAAGGAAGAAUAAGCAGGAUUCACUGCUUAAGCAGGCUACAGCUAAUGAAAACAAGGAAGGAGAAGCAGAAGGACCAUGGCAUAACCCUAUAGCAUCACUUAUACCAGGAAAAGAGAGAGAAACUUGUCCAUUCUUUGCCAAAACUGGAGCUUGUAGAUUCAACGAAAGAUGUUCAAGAGGACAUCCAGAACCUGAAACAAGCACGACGAUUUUGAUGAGAGGAAUGUACAGCCAUUUUGAGCUGGAACAAGGAUUACUUGAUGAAAAUGACACUGACCUAAUCUUAGAAUAUGAAGAAGGAGAAUUGUACAAUAAUUUUCGAGAUUUUUAUGAUGACAUUGUACCAGAAUUUAAAGCUGUUGGGAAGGUCGUACAGGUUAAGGUGUGCUGUAAUUAUGAACCACAUCUCAGAGGAAAUGUAUACAUACAAUUUGCAAGCGAUGAAGAGGCUCUUGCUGCAAUGGUUAAGAUGAAUGGUCGUUUCUAUGCUAGUAAACAGAUCAGCUGUGAGCCAGUUUUAAUCAAAUCAUGGAAAUCAGCCAUAUGUGGACUGUUUGGACGAGGAAGAUGUCCAAAGGGAAGGAACUGUAACUUUUUACACGUGUUUAAGAAUCCAAGGAAUGAAUUCUGGGAGUAUGAUAAACCUCAAAAUAAUUCUUAUAAUAGAUCGAUAAGAAGUCAGAGAUCAAGCAGAUCUAAUAGAUCAAGAUCAAGAUCACCUUAUAAAAGAUCACAUGACAGACACUCAUACUCCAGAGAUCGGUUUCAAGAUGACCAUAGGUCAAGAAGCAAAUAUAGAUCAAGAUCUCAUAGACAUUCCAGAUCAAGGUCAAGAGAUAGACACUCAAGGUCACAUUCAAGGGGUAAAAGAUAUUCAAGAUCAAGGUCUAGAUCAAGAUCUAAAAGAAAAUCUAUUGAAAGGAGUUCAAGUCAUUAUUCAAAAAGGAAGAAUUAUGAAAAAUCACGAUCAAGAGAGAGAGAAAGAAAUAGAUACUCAAGAUCAAGGUCAAGGUCUCAGUCAAAGGCAAUUUCUAAAGACAGAAGUGUACGCCAAGUGUCAAAACAAAAACUUUCUAAGUCGAGGAGUUUUUCAAGGAGUAGAUCAACCUCUAGAUCGCCAAGUAGACAUUCAAAUAAGAAAAAGAAGCACAAGCAUAAAAAGAGCAAGAAACAUUCUGGAUCAGACAAAAGUUCUAUUAAGACUGCCUCAAAUGGUGAAAUAGGCAUAGAUGAAGAGACUAGUCUUAGUAAAGAGGAUAGUGAACAGCCUGUCUCUGUUGAAUGAAUGUAUAAAAAAUAAAAUGAUAAAUCUUAAAAUGAUAGAUCAAUUACAAUGAUACAGGAUAAAAACUGCUUUAAGGAGGCUUGCGGGUACAAAAAUUUCAGCAAACAAUUAAACAUUUGUUUUUUCAUAACAAAUUUUAUUUAUUACACUAUUAGCUAUUACUUUAUGAUAAGAUACAAAAAUUAACAAAAAAAAUCGAUUUGGUUUGGGCCCAGAUGACUUUUAAAAUGUUUAUAUCAUUGAAAAAGCUCCAAAUUAUCUCCCUUUGGUGCAAAAAUAC
Messenger RNA from Mytilus trossulus (common blue mussel), 2114 nucleotides. Its product is annotated as U2 small nuclear ribonucleoprotein auxiliary factor 35 kDa subunit-related protein 2-like. The record is from RefSeq and is a predicted model, not a curated record. The transcript has 10 exons. Lineage: Eukaryota; Metazoa; Mollusca; Bivalvia; Mytilida; Mytilidae. Bases 107 to 1834 code for a protein of 575 amino acids. Gene Ontology annotation, biological process: mRNA splicing, via spliceosome. Gene Ontology annotation, molecular function: pre-mRNA 3'-splice site binding; metal ion binding. Gene Ontology annotation, cellular component: spliceosomal complex; U2AF complex.